CAUUGAUGAUAUAUAUAGUGAUGUUAAAGAGACCCAGAAAGUCACCGAUCGACUGUUCCUGAAUGGUAUGGACACUACUGGCCCAUUGUUAUCAUCACCAGCACCGGGAUCGGCACCGGGACCGAUACCGAUAGUGUCCCUAUCAGCGGCACUACCGCCACCACCGCCAGUGCCGCCACCGCCGCCCGGAUGUCACGGUAGUGUACAGUUGCCUCAUUGGCGAUCGGAGCCAUUGCCGGCCCAUUUGGCCACCAGUAGUAAGGAGCAGAUUGAACGGGAUCAGUAUGAGCACCUGCCCGAUAAAUUGUUGAACACCAUGAAUAAGGAUAAAAAACCGUUUACCUAUACGCCCAGUGGAGUGUCCGGGACCGAAAAAGGAAAGUUAGACUUAAGCAGUAUUAGGUCGCCAAAGAUGAAGAAGCGAUUGCUGGCAAAUCUGGCCGACGAUGAGGAGGAAGGGGAGGCGGAGGAAGAGGACGGAUCGGAUGCAAUGUCCGAUAAUAAUACUAAUAAUAACUACUCGGAAAGAGUUAGCCGAUCGGUGACACCGGAUGUCCUAAAGUCCAAACAACAGCGGCAACAGUUGAAGGCAACACAACAAUAUGAUACCAACAAUAACUAUCACCACCACCACCAACAACAACAACGAUCACUGACACCUGAUAUACCGUCAUCGAUAAGAGGCCAAACCAAUGGCCACCAAUCGAUGACAAACGGUGGACAUCCGGCCGCAGAUUUUCCCGAAAUGCAACGUCAGUUGAACAAAGAUUUUGAUGCCUACAUCCAGAAGCAGAUGAAAGAAAUUGAGACAUCGAUGAUGAAAACCAAAGAAGGAAACACUAAUAAUAACGUUAUGGAUGUCAAUGGUCUGGAACCGGAAGUACAGGAGCUGUUGGAUAGCUAUGGUAGUGGUAGUAGUCGUCGACAAAAUCAGAUACCGAUUCCCACCACAGAGGCUACCGAACCCCGACAAUUGGACAUAAAUAGUAGUAAUAAUAAUUAUAAUAUUUAUAGGGGUAUUACUACUAGUAAUGGAUUUGGUGUCGGCGCCGACAAUAAUACUACCAGUGCUGGUCAUAAUCCCAGACCAGUGACUGUUGAACAUUACAAUACAUCCAAUACUACUACUAAUAAUAAUAGUUAUAAUAAAUUAAAUAAUAAUAAUAAUAAUAAUUACUAUGAAAAUGAUAGACAACGAGGAGAUAAUGGAAAUAAUGAGCUACUCAAGCAUGUACUGGACGGUGGCCUACAAGAGGAAAUUGAAAAGUUUGAACAAAUAUCACUGGAAACACAAAAAUCGUUUUCAUCAACAAAUCCGUCGGUAUAUUCACCGCUGUUGAGGCCGACUACUAACCAGCCGUCGGCGGCUGUUUGGAGUCCGUACGCCUCAUCAGCCAGUAGUCAUCAUCGGUCAUCAGCCGAUGCUGAUGACGACGACAACACCGAUGGCUAUACAACAAUCACAUCGACGUCGACGGCGACGACAAUGAGGACAACUAAUCGAUCGCAAAAUCCAAGUCAUGGCCAACGACAACAGCAGCAGCCGUACGGCUCGCUGGACAGAAACGGCGGCUUUCGUAGUCCACAGCCAUAUCAUACUAGUAGUUCGCAGGACAACUAUUGGUCGACUGGUGACAACAACAAUAGUCCCGGUGCUGCUGCAGUUGGUGGUGGUGGUGGUCGACCGCAACGGACAGGCGGCUACAGGUCGGCAUCGGUUGAGCCAACAUAUCGGAGACCGGGUGGCGGUGUUGGAGGAGUCGACAUUCCAUUCAAUAGGAACCGGACUAUCUAUGAUGUUCCCAACUACAAUGCCCGACCCAAACCGUUUUAUCUGUGCUCACCGCCGCCAACACCGAUAGCCUCACCGCCGCCACCACCGCCUCCUAAACAGUUUAUGUCGUCGUCAUCGGGGUCGCCAUCGCCUCAAAAUGAUAAUCAACAACAACAACAACAAUUGUUUACAACAUUUGGCAAAAAUGUUUGGCAACAAAAAAUCAAUUAUAACAAUAAUGAUGAUUACUAUAAUCAAGCAAACGAUACACAAACUGCACCGAAAACCCAAUACAUGGACGGUAUGUACUCACAGAUAACCCCACCGUCACAGACUGCCGGUGCUGGUGAUGAACUAUCGGCAGCGGCGGCACCGGUACACCAGAAACCGGUCGACCGUAGCAUAACAUUUGCCGACCGUAUAGUAACAUCACCGGAACGAUCGUCAGCUAUCAAGUCACCCGAACCACCGAAACCGAUAUUGAAGAAAAAAUUGCCGCCCAGUCAGCGCCCGCCCGAGCCUACACCGUCAAAGUUUAUGGGCUCAGGUAUACCCAGCCGAUCAUUUAGGGUACUCCAGCUGAUGACCGGUGAAGAUAUUGAUAACGAGUAUAUUAAAGACAAUGAUGAUACCUAUGAAAUCAAAUAUAGGCUAAAAACAGGUAGCACUGGUGGCACCGGUAGUAGUAGUGGUAGUAGUGGUAAUAGUGGAGGUACAGGUGCUACUGGUUAUGAUAGUUGCAAACAAUCUAAUACUACUAAAACAUCGUCAGGUUAUUCAAACUAUGAGGACUUUGGGACUGAUUUUUAAAAUCUAAUUAUUAUUAUUAUAAUUAUUAUAAUUAUAAUUAUUUUAUUUUUCUUUG
This is a messenger RNA of Oppia nitens, 2639 nucleotides long. RefSeq names its product probable serine/threonine-protein kinase DDB_G0282963. Bases 68 to 2584 code for a protein of 838 amino acids. The record is from RefSeq and is a predicted model, not a curated record. Lineage: Eukaryota; Metazoa; Arthropoda; Arachnida; Sarcoptiformes; Oppiidae. The transcript is spliced from 8 exons.